Manacus vitellinus (golden-collared manakin) is the source of this 3692-nucleotide messenger RNA. It is a transcript of the gene KCNQ5, whose product is annotated as potassium voltage-gated channel subfamily Q member 5. The transcript has 14 exons. The coding region runs from base 1 to 2523 and encodes 840 amino acids. Gene Ontology annotation, biological process: transmembrane transport; potassium ion transport. Gene Ontology annotation, molecular function: voltage-gated potassium channel activity. Gene Ontology annotation, cellular component: membrane. The record is from RefSeq and is a predicted model, not a curated record. Lineage: Eukaryota; Metazoa; Chordata; Aves; Passeriformes; Pipridae.
AUGGUUAUUGGAUUAGAAUUUGGAAGCUGGAGCUCGCUUCUGUUUGCAUCUUCCCUAGAUCCUGAAAAGAAGAUUUAUUCUGUACCAACAUACAAUAAAGAUUUAAAAAGUCAAAAUGCAAACAAAGCAAAUGAACAGGAAUGUUUUCUCCUUGUGUUUGGUUGCUUGAUUUUGUCCGUGUUUUCUACUAUUCCUGAACACACAAAACUUGCCUCUGGUUGUCUCUUCAUUUUGGAAUUUGUCAUGAUUGUUGUCUUUGGUUUGGAAUUUAUUAUUCGUAUCUGGUCUGCUGGAUGCUGUUGUCGAUACCGAGGAUGGCAAGGAAGACUGCGCUUUGCAAGGAAACCAUUCUGUGUAAUAGACAUCAUUGUUCUCAUCGCUUCAAUAGCAGUUGUUUCUGCAAAAACUCAGGGUAACAUUUUUGCAACAUCAGCACUGAGAAGUCUUCGUUUCCUACAGAUCCUUCGUAUGGUGCGUAUGGACCGAAGAGGAGGCACUUGGAAAUUAUUAGGUUCAGUAGUUUAUGCACAUAGCAAGGAAUUAAUCACAGCCUGGUACAUAGGAUUUUUAGUACUCAUCUUUUCAUCUUUCCUGGUUUAUCUGGUGGAAAAAGAUGCAAAUACCCAAUUCUCCACAUAUGCAGAUGCUCUCUGGUGGGGCACAAUCACAUUGACAACCAUUGGUUACGGAGACAAAACUCCUCUUACUUGGCUUGGAAGGCUGCUUUCUGCAGGAUUUGCUCUACUUGGCAUUUCUUUCUUUGCACUACCUGCUGGCAUCCUUGGCUCGGGAUUCGCAUUGAAAGUGCAGGAACAGCAUCGUCAGAAACACUUUGAGAAAAGAAGGAAUCCAGCUGCAAGUCUAAUUCAGUGUGUAUGGCGUAGUUAUGCUGCUGAUGAGAAAUCGGUUUCCAUUGCUACCUGGAAGCCUCAUUUGAAGGCCUUGCAUACCUGCAGCCCUACAAAAAAAGAACAAGGGGAAUCUUCUAGCAGUCAAAAGCUAAGUUUUAAGGAGCGGGUCCGGAUGGCCAGCCCACGAGGUCAAAGUAUAAAAAACAGGCAAUCUUCAGUCGGAGAUCGCCGCUCACCAAGUGCUGACAUUGCCACCGAGGGCAGCCCAACCAAAGUCCAGAAGAGCUGGAGCUUCAAUGACCGAACCCGCUUCAGGCCCUCGCUGCGGCUGAAGAGCUCACAGCCCAAACCCGUGGUUGAUGCUGACACAAGUCUUGGAACAGAUGAUGUUUAUGAUGACAAAGGGUGCCAGUGUGACGUGUCAGUAGAAGAUCUCACCCCCGCUCUUAAAACUGUCAUCAGAGCAAUCAGAAUUAUGAAAUUUCAUGUCGCAAAGAGAAAGUUUAAGGAAACACUUCGCCCAUAUGAUGUCAAAGAUGUCAUUGAACAGUAUUCAGCAGGUCAUCUAGACAUGUUAUGCAGGAUUAAGAGUCUUCAGUCACGUGUUGACCAAAUUCUUGGGAAAGGACAAAUCACAGCAGAUAAAAGAACCAGAGAAAAGAAUCCUGCAGAGAAUGAGACAACUGAUGACCUCAGUAUGUUAGGGCGGGUAGUCAAAGUGGAGAAACAGGUACAAUCCAUUGAGUCAAAAUUGGACUGUCUAUUAGAUAUUUAUCAACAAGUUUUGCGAAAAGGAUCUGCAUCUGCGCUCACUUUGGCUUCAUUUCAAAUGCCAGCUUUUGAAUGUGAGCAGACUUCUGAUUAUCAGAGUCCAUCAGACAGCAAAGAUUUAUCUAAUUCUGCACAAAUUAGUGGAUGUGUAUCCAGAUCAGCUAGUGCCAAUCUGCCUCGUGGCCUACAGCUUAUACUGACACCAAAUGAAUUUAGCACUCAGGCUUACUAUGCUUUCAGUCCAGCUAUGCAUAGUCAAGCAACACAAGUGCCAAAUGAUGGACCUGCAACAGUUAAUAAUACAUCAAACCAAAUAAACCAGGCAACCAAGCCAGCAACUCCGACAACAUUACAAAUACCACCUUUCUCAUCAAUGAAGCAUAUCAAUAAGCCUGAGCCUGUUCAUAUUAUUCCUGUAACCACACAGGAAAAUAUUUCCAAUGUCACCGCCUGCCUUGUUGCAUCAAAGGAUAAUGGACAAGUUGCACAGCCCAGUGCAACAAAGGAUCUCACGUGGAGAAAAAGUCUGGAUACAGAGGGGGAACCUUUGCUCUCAGUUAAACCUGUGGUGCAAAUGGACUUAGGAAAAUCUUUAUCUGUACAAAAUCUUAUACAGUCUACAGAAGAACUGAAUAUACAGAUUGCUGGCAGUGACUCCAGUGGUUCCAGAGGUAGCCAAGACGUAUACUCCAAAUGGAGGGAGUCAAAAUUAUUUAUAACUGAUGAAGAGUUGGAGACAGAGGCAGGAACAGAGACUACUGAAGCCAUCUCACGCCCAUUAGUGGAAACAACUCUCUCUGCUGACUCUCUAAGGACUGGAAUAUCAAGGUCAUCUCAAAGCAUCUGCAAGCCAGGGGAUGGUACAGAAGCACUCAAUCUGCUCCAUGUCAAACUUAAAUAACAGCUUGCUGGCUUUCUUCAUUGGCUGGUUCAUUCCUCUAGUCAUACAUAUCAUAGCAUGAACUGUUUUGAAAGCCUUUUUAAUAAGAUAAAAUCACAAAAAUCAGGAUGAAUCUGCAAAGCAGUUGAAUGAGCCCAUAUUUCCUAGCUGCAUGAAAAUGCAUGUUUAAGUGAUGGCUAGCGUCCAAAUUUACACCUACAGUAUGGCAGCCUUUGAUGAAGUACGGUAGGUUUAAAUAAUGAGUUGCCUACAAAGCUAAUGCUGCAGGAUGUAUCAAAAAGAAAAAAAAAAAUCAAAAAUCUGAGCAUUUAGACAUAGUGCCGUCGCUACAGGGCAGAAGUAAAAAUUGUAAGGUUUAAAGCACUUUGCUUCUGAACUAAUUAAAUAUAUAUAUAUAAUGUCCUGAUUUAGAUGAUAGUUUAUGUUUACAACAAAAAAAUUAUCUACAGCUGCUAGCAAGGUACCAAGGAAAUCAGUAAUAUGGCUAGAAAUGCGGGGUUAGAAAUGGCUGCCAGUUGCAAGAUACACAUAUUUGCUCAUCAUUAAUCAGUUAUUUUUAGCUCUGAAAAACAAUAGCUUAACAUUCAUCCAAUUUUUGGUGAUUUAGUGCUGUGGCAGAAGCACCUGACACACCACUAUCACAUUGUUCUUCAUAAAAAGAAAACUAUUUUGCUACAAAAAGUUUGUAUUUUAAGGAUUGGGGCUGGCCUCAGAAGGGGAUAAUGCAGGUGGCUACACUGAGAAUUCAGGGGAAUCGCUCCUCCCAGUCUCAUUGAGAAGCUGUCUUGUGAAUCUGAACCAUUUUGGCAGCAGUAGGUGAGGGAAGGAAGCAGGUGCUGCCUUCAUGUUAGAAGCAAUAUUUCCUUCUGUGGAAAUUUGGCAAUUUUCCUUGCAGUCCCAAUCUGAUACUAUGACAGCACUUCAUAAGGCUGAGAAAGGAAGGAAAACAAGGAACUGAAAUACAAAGUAAAACUAAAGAGGACAGAACAGAGGAGAGAGAAAGACAACACAAUCAAUGUGGAAAUAAAUAAUGACACAGAUUUAGAUAGGCAGGAAGGGAAAUUAUCCCAUAAAACAAGGAAGGUAAAGAGGGGAAAAGUUACUUUUUUUUUCCUCCACAGAUAAUGAGUGCUAUUUUGAAAAAAAAGCCACAUAGGCAAUCAGAAAUU